UCUAUAUAUGAUUAUGUUUCAGUAUGAUGUCAUAAUUAAGUGAGUUGUUAAUACUGUACUAAUCUACAUAAUUCUCAUCUCUGUUAAUUCUGAAUUAGCUAAAAAUGACUACAAUGCAACCAUUAAGUGUAAGUGAAGACACUGAUUCAAGAGAAGUUGGCAAACUACUACCACUUAACUAUUUGGCUGAUAUUGACGAAUCAGUUUCCCAGGAGUCAAUACAAGUAAACUUAAAAAAGAACCGAGAAGCCAUUCUAAGAAGCCUUGAUCCAUUGUAUCCAUCGCUUUACGGACUGUUAGAUCACUAUGAACUUGCUGAAGAAUUUACGAGUGGUUCUGAGAAGAACCGUAGAAAAAUGGCCGAAAGACUUCUCAGCAAGAUCGAGCAAUCGGGUGAUUAUAGGCAGUUUUUGGACUACCUUGAAGAAGAUUAUGAUGAUGAACACACGGGACACACAUACAUUAUUUCAUUGCUCAAUGGAAAACAGUUCGGAAAAAUGGAGGUGGCAAAACACAUUGAAUCAGAGACAAUUUUGAAGAGUAUAACAAAAAAAGCUGGGUUUGUUAUAGAUCAAUUAGAUACGAAAGGUUUGUUGCCGUAUCUUAAAAGCAAUAAACUGGUCACCAGGAAUGAGGAGGAAGAGAUGUCAUUAGAGGGAAAGACUUGCAGGGAUAAAGCGACGCGACUUCUGGCACUUCUCAAAACUAAAGGCCCCACCGCUCAUCACAUUUUCCUGCACAAUUGUCUAGCUGAAAAAGACGCAAAUCAUUUUCACCUUUACACUUUGCUAACGGAAUCUAACUCAGCGAAUACCAGAAAGAGAAAAAUAUUAGACCUCAGUUUAAUAUCUGCUCCCCCUACAAAAGUGCCAAGGCCACUUGACCCUUUACAACUGCCUGAAGGUAUCGUGGCACAACGUUAUCUAAUAAAAAUAUCAGGUAUACGACGGAAUUACUCAAAUGCUGAACCAGACAUAUUAAAGACACAGUUAGAAAGUGAAGUGAAGUCAGCCGCUAAUCCAUUGGAGGCCAGGAUCGCAUUUUGCCUCGAAAUGUCCUACUUCUGUGCAGCUGACAUUAAACAAACAAAGCUUAUCGUUUUUAGAGCAAAGGAAAUGAUGAAAAAGCUUGAUGGGUGCAAUAAACAAGUUUUGGAAGUUCGAUAUAGGCUCAUACUAGGUCGUUGCUACAGAAUCUGCGGCAAAAACGAUAAAGCCAGGAAACAUCUCGAUAAUGCUUUUGCCAUUCUCUACGUUCAAAACAUUGAACGAGGGGAGGACGCAAUAUUGGCAAAUUAUUUCAAAGCAUGCAGUCUCAUGAAAAGUGUUGAUAAGGUGGACAUGGUUGUUAAAUGUCUGAAAAAUGCUAUUGAUAUUGCACAAAAACAAGACUAUGGGAUGGAUAUUGCUCACUUUUGCAAAAUUCGCUGCGCUCAAGUUUACAUUGGUGUAUCUGCUGACAAUCCAGUCUCGUACAAAGAGAUUAUCUCGCCAUCCAGUGUAAAAGACGCCAAGGGAUUAUUGAAAGAUUUAGAAGAUAAUCACUAUUCAGACAUGAACCCUGCAGCUAAGUGCUUUUAUCUGAUAGCCUGCUCUGAUGUAUAUCGGCUUGCUGGAAAUGUCGAUGAAGCGCGAGAAUAUGCAAAGCAAGCAGAAAACACAGCUAUGUCGAAGUAUCAUAUUUCAUUAGUAGAAAAACGACAAAUUCUUUUGCAGGAGAGCUAGAAUAGUUGAUAUUGAAUUCAUGGUAUAUUCAGUUGAUGUUUGUAUAUACAUGCAACAGCGUGCAAUGUGUUUCUUCUUCACCUUG
Halichondria panicea is the source of this 1809-nucleotide messenger RNA. RefSeq lists its product as uncharacterized. The transcript has a single exon. The coding region runs from base 105 to 1724 and encodes 539 amino acids. The record is from RefSeq and is a predicted model, not a curated record. Gene Ontology annotation, molecular function: protein binding. Gene Ontology annotation, biological process: regulation of apoptotic process. Lineage: Eukaryota; Metazoa; Porifera; Demospongiae; Suberitida; Halichondriidae.